UCAUGAACCUCUCAGCCUCCACCACCACCACUACCCCUUCCAUUAAAUACACGUCCACCUCCUCCUAACACUUUGCAGGCUCUGAUUAAUCGAUUGCAGUCCUUUUUUGCAAACCAUCAUUCUGUUCCAUUUCUUGAAUACUCUAAAAAAGCUUCAGUUUUGGAAGUGGUUGAAUUCAAUGGCCUCAAAGAGAAUAUUAAAGGAGCUCAAGGACUUGCAAAGAGAUCCACCAACUUCAUGUAGUGCAGGUCCUGUGGCUGAGGACAUGUUUCAUUGGCAAGCAACAAUAAUUGGUCCAAAUGAUAGCCCCUAUUCUGGGGGUGUCUUCCUUGUGACUAUCAAUUUUCCACCUGAUUAUCCUUUCAAACCUCCUAAGGUUGCCUUCAAAACCAAAGUUUUCCAUCCAAAUAUAAACAGUAACGGCAAUAUUUGCUUGGACAUUCUCAAGGAGCAAUGGAGUCCAGCACUCACCAUAUCGAAGGUUUUACUGUCCAUAUGUUCAUUGCUGACGGAUCCAAACCCUGAUGACCCUCUUGUACCUGAGAUUGCUCAUAUGUGCAAGUGUGACAAAGGCAAAUAUGAGUCAACGGCUCGGAGUUGGACCCAGAAGUACGCCAUGGAUUAAUUGAGACCCUAAUCUUGUUUAAGCGAUUUGCCUCCUCUUUUUACUGUCAAUAAUUAUUGCUUGUCUAAUAAAUAUUGAGGCCCCAUUACGUGUAAUUUGAGCUCCUUUGCUUGAUACGAAUAGGGUGGUGCUAUCCAUAUACCUACUUUUACA
Molecule: messenger RNA, 778 nt
Organism: Pyrus x bretschneideri (Chinese white pear)
Lineage: Eukaryota; Viridiplantae; Streptophyta; Magnoliopsida; Rosales; Rosaceae
Product: ubiquitin-conjugating enzyme E2 28-like
Exons: 4
Coding region: 179-625 (148 amino acids)
Biological process (GO): protein polyubiquitination
Cellular component (GO): nucleus
Molecular function (GO): ubiquitin conjugating enzyme activity
Source: RefSeq, a predicted model, not a curated record